Anarrhichthys ocellatus (wolf-eel) is the source of this 4807-nucleotide messenger RNA. Its product is annotated as serine palmitoyltransferase 2-like. Bases 173 to 1891 code for a protein of 572 amino acids. Gene Ontology annotation, molecular function: pyridoxal phosphate binding; serine C-palmitoyltransferase activity. Gene Ontology annotation, cellular component: serine palmitoyltransferase complex. Lineage: Eukaryota; Metazoa; Chordata; Actinopteri; Perciformes; Anarhichadidae. The transcript has 12 exons. The record is from RefSeq and is a predicted model, not a curated record. Gene Ontology annotation, biological process: ceramide biosynthetic process; sphingosine biosynthetic process.
ACAGAGGGUGUUGUUAUUAGUGUACGUGUGUGUGCGCAUGUGUGUUGUGAGAGAGUUGGCCGUGCGGUUGUAAACGUUCCCAGCUCGGAUACCGUCACCGCCUUGCACCGGAGGCAGGCGCCGUGUUUCUACAUGUAAGUUACCGUCGCGGCUCCACAACCGUUGGCCAGCAAUGACCGAGAGCCCCGCGACCAAGCCGGCCGACGGGGAUGUGUGUCCGCGUGCGAAGAACGGACUGAAGCCGGAGAGAAACGGCUUGGCGAAGAGCCUCCACCGCUGCCAUGAGCGGCAGCCCAAGCACCACUGCCGCCCCGAGGAGGAGAUGGAGGAGGAGGUCCACGCAGCGCAGCAUCACGGCGGCCUGUACGGCCGGCCCUUCACCGAGUCGUUCGAGGAGACGCCCAUGCUGGUGGCGGUGCUCACCUACAUGGGCUACGGCAUCCUGACCGUCUUCGGCUACCUGCGCGAUUUCCUCCGCUACUGGAAGAUCGAACGGUGCCACAUCGCCAGGGAGAAGGAGGAGCAGAAGGACUUUGUGCCCCUCUACCAGGACUUUGAGAACUUUUACACCAGAAACCUCUACAUGCGCAUAAGAGACAACUGGAACCGGCCCCUAUGCAGCGUCCCAGGGGCCAAAGUGGACCUGAUGGAGCGAGCGUCCCGCGACUACAACUGGACUUUUGAUUAUACGGGUCGGGUAGUGACGGAUGUGAUCAACUUGGGCUCGUACAAUUACCUGGGCUUCGCUGAGAACACCGGUCCGUGCGCCGACUCCGCAGCCGAGGUCACCCUGAAGUACGGCGUCGGAGUUGCGAGCACCAGGCAGGAGAUGGGUAACCUAGACAGACACGAGGAGAUGGAGAAACUGGUGGCUCAGUUCCUGGGUGUGGAGUCAGCCAUGGCGUUUGGGAUGGGGUUUGCAACCAACUCCAUGAACAUACCAGCACUGGCUGGCAAGGGCUGUCUGAUUCUGAGUGAUGAAUUGAACCAUGCCUCUCUGGUCCUGGGUGCCAGACUCUCGGGGUCUACCAUCAGAGUCUAUAAACACAACAACAUGCAGAACCUUGAGAAACUGCUGAGAGAGGCCAUAGUUCACGGGCAGCCCAGGACUCACAGACCAUGGAAGAAGAUCCUCAUUGUGGUGGAGGGCAUUUACAGCAUGGAGGGCAGCGUAGUGAGCCUGCCUGAGGUGAUUGCCCUGAAGAAGCGCUACCGGGCCUACCUUUACCUAGACGAGGCCCACAGCAUAGGGGCCCUGGGGCCGAGAGGGAGAGGUGUGGUCGACUACUUUGGCCUGGACCCCUGUGAUGUGGACGUCAUGAUGGGCACUUUCACCAAGAGCUUCGGCGCCGCGGGGGGAUACAUCGCAGGGAAAAGGGAGCUCAUUGAGUACCUGCGCUCCCAUUCGCACAGUGCGGUCUACGCCACCUCCAUGUCUCCUCCUGUGGUGGAGCAAAUCGUCACUUCUAUGAAGUGCAUUAUGGGAGAGGAUGGAACAACGAUCGGCCUCAAGCGUGUGCAACAGCUGGCGGUGAACACGGUCUACUUCCGCAAGAGGCUUGGAGAGAUGGGCUUCAUCAUCUACGGCAACGAGGACUCGCCCGUUGUGCCCAUGAUGCUCUACAUGCCCGCCAAGAUAGGAGCGUUCGGCAGGGAGAUGCUGAAGAGGAACAUCGGGGUGGUGGUCGUGGGCUUCCCCGCUACGCCCAUCAUCGAGUCCCGGGCGCGCUUCUGCAUCUCAGCCGCCCACACUAAAGAAGUGCUCGACAGGGCGUUGAGUGUCAUCAGUGAGGUAGGAGACCUUCUUCAGCUCAAGUAUUCCCGACACAAAGUCCAGCCGUCGUUGGCGCGGCCCGUCGACGAUAGCGUGUUCGAGGACAUCGACGACUGAUGAGCCGCUCCUAAAGUGGCGUGAACCAGAAUCGACCCCAGAAGUAACCGAACGGUUCAAGAUGGAUCACAAGUCUUCCACGAGGACCGAGAUGUGCGCAGGGGCCUCCUUGCCACUAGCUGGCCGUACAGUACCCCCCAACAAAAGGAAAAACGCUUCAAUCGGUCGUUAAUUCUACUUUGCCUUACUUAAACUUGCAGAACUUGUGGUGCACACACUGAAAAACAGCACUUAAACUUAUAAAGGUUAUUACUUCUUUUUUGUAUCAUUUUGUGUCAAAGACUUUUAGUUGUGUGUGUGGAGCGGACAAAUGCCAACUUUCAAAAUGUCUCUUGGAAAAAAAACAGUGGUGAGGAUGUAGUACUACUAAAAGUUGCCAAAUAUCAGAAGAUGUUGAGCAGCAGAUAACUACCCUGACCAAUGCAACGACUUGUUCUAAAGCCGUCGGUUGCCUUUUUUUUUUUUUCAGAAAUAAGCUUGUUUGAUUUCUUCCUUUCUACAAUUAGAUGAGAAGAUUAGUCCCAUUGAUAUUAUUGUGCAGUAAAUAUGAAGCUACAUCCAGCAAGCGCUUGGCUUAGUAUAGCCCAAAGAGAAAUGGUUCCAGCCCGUAACUCCCAUGGAUGUAUUAAACUUGAGUCCCACUCGGCCCAUAGACUUUAAAUUGUGACGACGUCGCCAAUUUUCAAAUCGUUCUGCCAAUAUAAAACCUCCAUGGAUCAAAAAUACUUAUUAAAAAGGGUCAUACUGGACCCUGUUUGCAUUUCAAGGUGUCCUGUCAACAGUUUUACAGAUGUCUCUUUUACAAUGGAGGUCUAUGGGGGAAAUGCUUUUUGGGCCCAUGGGGGAUUUGUUUUUUUGCUGCAAUACCACCAGUAGCCACUGGGCAAAAUUGGCUGCAAGGCUGAGUAUCCAGGUCUUAAUAUACAUCCAUGGUAACUCCACAUAAAAGCACAGUCAUUUCUACACUGUUUUUUUUUUUAUACUAAGCUAAUAACCUGCUGGCCCUAGUUUUAUAUUUACCGUACAGACACGAGAGUAGUAUUGAUCUCUUCUCUAAAUUUAAACAAAGAAAAUCGGUGUAUUUCCCAAAACAACUUUUCAUUUUAAAUUUGGGUCAGUGGGCUGUCUGGUUAAAUGUCCAAUACUUGCUAUUGUACGCUAAUUUACUUUGCAUAAUCAGCAUUCUGGAAAAACUCAUGAAAACCGUCAUGAGCUACAGCUUGACAACCUCAUUUGCCUCGGCUAACGCCAGCUCUGGGUCAGUCCAACAGUGCCAACAUGGAAAAUGUAUGUAGGUUUUCUUUUUGUAUAUUCCAACGACAACAUUAAAGUACAUAAUGUAAAAGCGUAAUUCAACCCCACAACUCCAAACGUAUUGAAUAUCAUUUAAAAAUACCAGUUUUCUGAAAUGAUAAGGCCACAUUGCAAUUCAGACUAAUAAUAAGUCACUGCUGUUAAACAAAAGGAAAUAUCUAUUUAAAGUUGAGCUUAAACUCUCAUCGUCUGUUACACUUGGGUUUGGCUGGCCUCUCAUUCCCACAGCUGUUUUGUAUCACCAUCACUGACAUCAGUAUGAUUGUAUUUUUUAUUUUACUCAACCAACUUGAUGUGUAUUUGUACAGUGUUUGUGUUCCAGAUGAAUUUAAUAUCACUUAAUAGUCUAAUACAUUCUAGUUUAUUGGUAUCAAAGCUCACGUUUAAUCUUUGAUCACUUCAGUCACUCCCAAGAAGUACGACAAACAGAACUAAUCUUUUGAUUCCAGACUAGUCUGGAUGUGAUUCAUAUUGUUUUAAUGCCUGGUAAAAGUGCUGUCUUUGCACUGUGACUUAAAAGGCAUUCAUACCUUCAACCAGUGUGAGACUAGAGGUGUGUGUGUGUGUGUGUGUGUGCUUGCUUGCAUGGUUUCAGGUAUGUCUGUGUGUCACUGCACUUUCACCUUGCUUUAUUUAUUUUCCACGUUCCUGUCUUUCAAACUCUUUUGCUUUGUGCUACUGAGCUUUGGGACAACAACACUGUUAAGUCAAGGCAGCUGUGUGGAAAAAAAUAAAUUCCACAUACAUCAUUCACACUCGCUUGCACUCCGACAAGUGUUGUAACCACUCGUUCCGCAUACUAAUGCAUGUACAGUAAGAACGAGUCAUUGAAGCUGCUCUGCACCACAGCCAGUGGUGCCCAAUGAAAUAUACACUGUUCUCAUAGAUGUGACUUUUUUUUCUUUUUUCAUGUCUUAAAACUCCUUCAUUCCAGAGAAUGCUAACGUCUUUUUAUCCUUUCACGGUAGUUGUUUAUCUGUCACUGUCAACGGGAGAUUCUUGUGUUCUUUAGUUUCCUUCCGAUAGAAAACGUAUCAAAACUUUAUCGACAAAUGAUUUUCCAUGAACUCGGAGCUAAGAUUUACAAUGUUACUCGUAUAGAUGCAGAUUGUCUUUUUAAUGUAUUUUUAAGUUUGCACACAGAAAAGUCAUCAAAAGCAGGCAUUCAGAGCAGAUUUUGAUACAAAAAUAGAAUUAUGUCUUAACGAUGCUAUUCUUAAUAUGAAUUAGAUCCCAGUACUGAUUGCUGCUUGAUAAAACUUGGAGGAGCUAUUCAUAAUAUUGUGUUCACUAUAGAGCGACCUGAGAACAAUGGUUAUCAUUAUUACUGGCAUCUUUGGUUGACAGCGCUCGAGUGCGCCAUUUAUAGAGGCAAUUAUUUCAACGGUUUAGUAAAAGUUACCACACAUCAGAGAUAAUUAUUUUCUGAUAUAGUGCCUUUUUGAAGCAAACCAUUUUCUGAUGCUUAUAAUUAGCACUGGAUGUGUCCUCUGUGUUGACUAAUUCCCAUGCAUUUGAUCAUAUUAAUGUGUAAAGCGUCACCCCCAGCGAUGACGUCAGUUGAUUGUUAAAACAAUAAAAAACCAAGCGCUUUUGAAAUGC